AUCGCGCGAGCUUUCUUGGAUGAUGAAACGACAUUUUUUUCUAAAUAAUAACAGUUGAUUAAAAAAAUGUGAUUGAAAAUUUUAGUAAUAAAAAAAAAUAUUUCAUCUUAUAUAGUUGGUUAUUUUUUGUUAUUUCUAUAAUGUUUAUAUGAUGGUAACUAAAUGUUUCAGAAUUGGUUAAAACGAAAUAUAAUUGGGCAACAUUAAUUAAGAAUGUCAAAUGCAAUUGUAAUUGUUAGUGUUUUUUUAAUGAAAUCUACAAAAUGCGUAAAGAAUUCAUUUUAUUUUUACUAGGAAUAAUAUGUGUUUCUACACUUUCAUCCCUUUUAGGGGGAUAUGCGCACAUAGAAGCUGAUAAAGUGCUCUUAGAUACAGUUGUUGGGGCUGUUGGCGCAGGCAACUUUUCUUAUUGGCAAUUGGGCCACACCGGUCCAUUGCUGGUCGAAUUAACAUCUAUAACAGGCGAUGCAGAUCUUUAUGUGUCGGAUUCUGUAAGACCAAGUUAUGAAAUUGACAAAAACAAUUUCAGCUCUGCCACAUGUGGUCAAGAUCUUGUCAGCAUACCAGCAGACUUUCCAAGACCUAUAGGUAUUGGUGUUUUUGGCCACUGGUCCCACUACUUCUCUGAGUACAGCAUCCAAGUGUUCCUAGAUGCAUCUACUGCAUUCAGUGAUGAGCAACUACUGGCAGUUGAGAAACAUCAGCACAUCAAUGAGAAAGCAGAUACUGAGAAAAGGAACAAAGAGAAGCCGACAGCACGAAAAGCGGAGGAAGAGACCAAACCUAGGUUCCUGAAACUUCUUAACAUACUGGAUAUGAUUUUCGAGAUGUUCGUGCUGUGAUACUGUGUAACGCAGACUGUUUAACCAUUGAUAUAUUACUGUUCUCGUUAACCUUUGGUUUGUUUAA
This is a messenger RNA of Diatraea saccharalis (sugarcane borer), 909 nucleotides long. Lineage: Eukaryota; Metazoa; Arthropoda; Insecta; Lepidoptera; Crambidae. The record is from the annotation of a GenBank genome assembly.